UGGGCCAACCUGCAUGAUCUGGAUACUUACCCUCGUCGGCACCCUGCUGCCUUUGACUCUCCGGCUGCGCUCACUUUCUCUUCUGAACAUACGAUCCCUUCGACCUGGCGUCGUCUCUUAAUCACACAUCAUGCCUCGCAAACACCAAUACACAGACGUCCAGCCGCAGGACCACCACGAUGACGACUCAUCAACCGAAGUUGAAUCUCUCGUCGGUGGCGAGAAAGCAUGGGCAGCAAACGACUACGCAAUGCCGUCUAGAAUACGGCGAGACAUACUAUGCCCGCCUUGUCUCUCAGCACUACGAUGGUUCAUCGUGAUAGCACUCCAAGUCGUCAUCGUCGGGCUGCUAGCCCGCGAACAAGGCCUCUUGAUGGACUCAAAAUGGACACGGGCAGCCACAACAAGCGAGAAGGAAGUCGGUGGCGACAUGACCGGCUGGGGUCCUCACAUUCCGACCAAAGUCACGACCUUCGCGAUCAACCAAACAUUCGCGCCCUACAACACAUCCGACUUCUUCAAGCCCGAAACGCUCGCCGCUUGGAACGAGCUGAUUCCCGUCGGCAUGGGCUUCCAGCACAUCAAGCAUCCGGAAGCGUACCACGACCUGCCUCACCCCAUCGUCUGGGACCACAAUAAGACUGUCUUCACGACCAGCAUGACGCACCAAUUGCACUGUCUGUACGCCGUAGUCGAAGUGUACUCCGGCCUUAAGUCCAACAUCGAGCUGCCUGAAGAUCACCACUGGCAUAUGAUCCACUGCUUUGAUUACAUGAGGCAGGCGAUCAUGUGCAGCGCGGACUUGGCGCUCGAAGGAUUGGAAACUACCUUCCCGGACCACAAUGGCGGGAGUGAUGGCUGGGAUAGCAAGCAUGUGUGCCGCGACUAUUCGCAGGUCAAGUCGCAUUUGGAGAAGGUGCGGGCGUAUGAUGACCAGGAGAUUUUCUAGAGGGGUGGAUACGGGGUAGAUUCGGAGUGUCUAUGUUGUAAUACCCACUAAGGCUCAAGUCCUACAGUAUGCUGUUCGAAAUUCUCAGAGAACGUGUCGUGCGUGAUUGGAAAGAGGUGAGGGCCCCGUGGAGGCUCAUAUCAGUACGAUGUCUGUCGUGUCCUUCUCAAAUCCUUCGAUGUCAAUUGUGUGCCUCAGAGUAG
Messenger RNA from Didymella exigua CBS 183.55, 1152 nucleotides. RefSeq lists its product as uncharacterized. Bases 131 to 949 code for a protein of 272 amino acids. Gene Ontology annotation, biological process: mycotoxin biosynthetic process. The transcript has 2 exons. The record is from RefSeq and is a predicted model, not a curated record. NCBI's taxonomy places the organism in Eukaryota, Fungi, Ascomycota, Dothideomycetes, Pleosporales, Didymellaceae.